This is a messenger RNA of Coniosporium apollinis CBS 100218, 1857 nucleotides long. RefSeq lists its product as uncharacterized. Bases 1 to 1857 code for a protein of 618 amino acids. Lineage: Eukaryota; Fungi; Ascomycota; Dothideomycetes. Gene Ontology annotation, molecular function: translation repressor activity; mRNA binding; protein binding. The record is from RefSeq and is a predicted model, not a curated record. The transcript has 3 exons. Gene Ontology annotation, biological process: nuclear-transcribed mRNA poly(A) tail shortening; regulation of mRNA stability. Gene Ontology annotation, cellular component: P-body.
AUGUCUGCCAGUCAUCUACCCGGCAAUAGGAACAGCACUCCUGAGGUUUCGGGCUCCUCACUUCGUCCGCCUUCUUCUCGCGCUAUUGGGGCUGGUCACCAUUUGCGCGCUUCGGCGGACAUGGGAGCCUUUUCGAACACGCCUUUGGCGAACCGCGGCAUCCGGCCCUCCUCUGAGGUCUACUUUGGACAGUCGCACUCCAGCCAGAACCAAGGCAACGAAGACGCCAUGGAUCGGGCUGCGCAGCAGUGGAUUGCGGACAUCGACCAGUAUGAGAUAACGCUGGAGGAGAUGGCUACUGCUACCCUCGAUCAAGAUUUCAAGGACGAGCUGAGUGCUAUCGAACAGUGGUUCCGGGUGCUUAGCGAGGCCGAGAGAACUGCGGCGCUCUACCAGCUACUGCAGCAAACCACACAAGUCCAGAUUCGAUUCUUCAUUCAGGUCUUGCAACAAAUGGCCAAGACGCACCCGAUCUCCGGCGUGCUGUCCCCCGCCAAUUUCGGCGAAAAGGACCCCAUGUCCCAGCGCCUCAGCGACGCAAUGAGCAAGCUCAAUGUCGAAGGGUCCCGUAACUCCAUCGGUCUCGGUCGCCCACCGCCCUCCCCAGGCAAUAAGCGCAACUCAGGGUUAGACCCUGCUACCAUCAAUCAAAUGUUUCCAGAUGCCGCGGCCGCCAUUGCGAAGCAGAAAGCGGAGUUCACUCAACACACUGGCGCUGUGCCCACUUCGAAUCGCAACAGCACGAUAGGCGACCGUUCCUCUCUGCUUGCACCAACCAUAUCUGCACCGGAAGAUAUCCGCAAAGAGAACAUAGCGCCGCCGCCAUCAUCGCCGUGGGGUCCACGAAGCGCUGAUGCGCAGCGACCAAAGUCAUCAUCCGGUCAGCCGCCUAUGGGACAGUUCACCCAGCCGCCUCCAUCGGCGGGUGGAUUACGUUCACCUCGUCCACUAGCACUAUCUGGUGACAGCAACCUGCAAAGCACUUCCAUCAGUGCCCCUGACAAUAGCGCAUCUGGCAUGUCUAUUUUGUCGCCGUACGCAGGGAGCGGUAACUGGGCGUCUAUGGUCAACACGCCGAUGGUCCCUAAUUUUUCUGCCCAGCAAAGCGCGAACCAGGCUGACAUGGUCGCAAACGCGACUGCGAUGAAGCUUGCUGCUCUUUCUACAGUGAACAACCGUAUUCAGCUUGACGAUGUUCGCAAGUACCGCCGUGCACGCUCGACCGAAGGCAACAAUCCUGGCCUGGACCUUGGAUCUGGCCUCACGGGUGUGCCAAGCGCCAACUUCAUCAUGACCAACGAGCUCGGUCACAUCCUCUCUCCACAGCAGGCCGCUGCUCUCCAAGCACAGCAACUUGCCGCCAUGCAAGGACGUCGCUCGCGCCCGAGCUCGCCUGGUCUCGCCAUGGCCGGCAGUCUUGGCGGCAUGGGCAGCUUUGCCAUUCCGCAGAACAACGGUUUCUUGUCUGCUUACGAUGGAAGCUCACCCCUAGCAAACAACAACCUUACUGGCAUGAAUCUUGCUCAAUUCGGCAUUGGUCUCGGUGGGGGCCACGAGGGGUACCUGUCCGAUCACUCAGAGGUCCAGCGUGGCCGAUCACCACGAGGCAGGAGAGGCAGCAGCAAGCCUCCAGAGGACCCCACGGAUCUGACCCUACUUAAGGAUAUCCCGAACUGGCUUCGGACUCUGCGACUCCACAAGUACACUGACAACCUCAAGGACCUCAAGUGGACAGAAUUGAUCGAGCUGGAUGACGAGGGGUUAGAGAAGAGGGGCGUGCAAGCAGUGGGUGCGAGAAGGAAGAUGCUUAAGGUCUUCGAGCAGGUCAAAGAAGCCCAAGCGAACGGUACGCUGUAG